CUCUCACUUUCAUUUUCUCCUGAGUCUUUAUUUCACUCUUUGUUCCCUUCUCUUCUGCGGCCUGCACAUGGGUUAGCACAGGAUAAAGCAUUACAGAGUUACGGAGUGGAUAAAUCCCUUUGGGGAAAGGUGAUGAGUCAGGUAGAUCUGCAUGUGUGUCUGCAUGUGUGUGAGAGGAAGAGAUCUGACUCUCAGCAGGUUUAGUGACAGCCUCACUGAGGGAAUCACUCUGAGCUCUCUGUGGCUGUCGGUCACUUCUGCCUCCUCGUUGCACCUUUUCUCUGUAGCUUUUUCAGCAUCGCACACAUUUCUCCUUCCCACCUCCUCACCUUUCCACUGUGUCACCAUGGAUAUUGGUGGCCUGUCGACAGUGGUGGCCAACUCUGCCUACAUCUCAGCCCGCGGGAGCUUUGAUGGCACUGCCAACCCUACAGCCAACCGAGACAAGAAAUACCACUCACACCUGAAGCUGCCUCACAUCACAGUGUGCGAAGGUCUGAGGGAAACCUUAGACCUCGGCUUUCAGACGGUCUGCGUGGAGCAGCCCAUUGGCAAACGUCUUUUCCAGGAGUUUCUAGAUUCCAACAAUGAGUAUAAAGGCCCCUGCCGCCUUUGGAAGGAUAUUGAGGAGUACAACAUGGCUGAGGAUGAGGAUAGAGUUAAAAAAGCCAGCAAGAUCCUGUCCCGGUACAUGGAGCCUGGUGCUAAGUAUUUCUGCCCCUUCCUGCCAGAGAAUGGCAUCACAAAGGUCAAAGAGAAACACCAGGAAGCCGGUGAUGAUCUAUUAAAUGAGACUAUGGACAAUGUGAUGGACUUUCUCAAGGAAGUACCCUACACUUUCUUCCUGGAGACCAUGUAUCUGAAGAGGUUUCUACAGUGGAAGUGGCUGGAGAUGCAGCCAAUGGAAGAGGACUGGUUUUUGGAUUUCCGUGUUUUGGGAAAAGGGGGUUUUGGGGAAGUGUCUGCCUGUCAGAUGAAGGCCACGGGGAAACUGUAUGCCUGCAAAAAGCUCAAUAAAAAGAGGCUGAAGAAGAGAAAAGGAUACGAGGGGGCAAUUGUGGAGAAGAGGAUCUUGGCACGAGUUCACAGCAGGUUCAUUGUCUCCUUGGCUUACGCCUUCCAGUCAAAAACAGAGCUGUGUCUGAUCAUGACUAUCAUGAAUGGAGGAGACCUGAGGUAUCACAUCUAUAAUGUGGAUGAGAACAACCCAGGCUUUGAUGAGCCACGGGCCUGCUACUAUGCUGCUCAGAUCAUCCAGGGCAUGGAGCAUCUCCACAAGAAGAGAAUCAUCUACAGAGACCUCAAACCAGAGAAUGUGCUGCUGGAUAAUCAAGGUAACAUUCGUAUCUCUGACCUUGGUCUGGCUGUGGAGAUGGCUGACGAUCAGCUCAAAAUCAAAGGCUACGCUGGGACUCCAGGUUUCAUGGCACCAGAGCUGCUAAAAGGAGAAGAGUAUGACUACUCUGUAGACUACUUCACUCUGGGGGUCACUCUGUAUGAGUUUAUCUCUGCUAAGGGACCUUUUAGGACCAGAGGAGAGAAGGUGGAGCACAAGGUAUUGAAGAAGCGGAUUCUCAAUGACCCCGUGAUUUAUCCAGAAAAGUUCAGUGAGAACGCCAGGUCCAUCUGUGAGGGUCUGCUGUGCAAAGAGGUGGACAAGAGGCUCGGCUUCAAGAAUGGAUCAUGUGACGACCUCCGGGUGCACCCUUUCUUUAGUGAGAUCAACUGGAGGAAGCUGAACGCAGGGAUUCUUCCACCACCAUUCGUGCCAGAUUCAAAAACAGUUUAUGCCAAAAACAUCGAUGAUGUCGGGGCCUUCUCCACGGUUAAAGGCGUGCAGCUGGACGAUAAGGACAAUGAAUUUUUUGACGAGUUUGCUUCGGGAAACAUCUCAAUCCCCUGGCAGGAGGAGAUGAUCGAAAUGGGGAUCUAUGGUGAGCUCACAGUCUGGGGCCCCAACAGUACCUUACCCAAUGACCUGCGACGUGAGUCCAUCCUGGAGCAGCCGCCCAAAUCCUCCACCUGCACUUUGUCAUAAGAGGCCAGAUAGUGCAUGAAUAACUCUGCAUGAACUGUUUAACUAUCAGUCAAUCUGACUUUCUUUCUUGAGCACUUUUUGUACAGGGAUUUCUGUACAGGUUAGUGGUUGUGUUAAAUACAAGCAUCAGCACUCAUUAGAGUCCUCAUGGACAAGAUGAAAUACUUCUUCAACCAGCUUUUUAUCC
Messenger RNA from Scomber japonicus (chub mackerel), 2225 nucleotides. RefSeq names its product G protein-coupled receptor kinase 1 a (gene grk1a). The transcript is spliced from 7 exons. Bases 152 to 2038 code for a protein of 628 amino acids. Gene Ontology annotation, molecular function: ATP binding; rhodopsin kinase activity. The record is from RefSeq and is a predicted model, not a curated record. Gene Ontology annotation, biological process: regulation of opsin-mediated signaling pathway; visual perception; protein phosphorylation. NCBI's taxonomy places the organism in Eukaryota, Metazoa, Chordata, Actinopteri, Scombriformes, Scombridae. Gene Ontology annotation, cellular component: cytoplasm.